AGAUUAUAUAUUGAUGGUCAUGAAAGAGCAGACGUUAUAGAACAUAGACAUAUAUUUUUAGAAUGUAUAAAACAAUUUGAAUUAUUAAUGCCAAGUUGGUCAGAUGAUUUAACCCAACAAAUUAAUCCAGUUUUACCUAAAAAUAAAAAGUUAUAUAUUUUAGUAACACAUGAUGAAAUAGUAUUUUAUGCAAAUGAUAAUCAAAAAAUAUUUUGGGGACCUAGUGGUGAACAACCAUUAUGUCCUAAAUCACUUGAAGGUAGCUUAAUGGUUAGCGAGUUUCUUUGUAAUACAAUUGGUUGGCUUCAAUUAGAUGAUAUUCAUAAAGAACUAAAUAGUCAACUUCUAUCUAAAGAGCAAAUUCCUAAUGAGGCUUGCUGUAUAAUCUGUCCUAGUGCUUAUCGUGAUGGUUAUUGGACCAGAAAAGAUGUUGCAAAUCAAUUAAAAAAUAAAACAAUUUCUAUUUUUGAAGCUAUGUAUCCUAAUUGUAUUGCUGUUUUUGCUUUUGAUAAUAGUAAUAAUCAUAGAGCAUUCGCUAAAGAUGCUUUAGUACAAGAAAUGGUAUUCUCUGAUAGAACUCCAAAAGGAAUGUGUAAAGUUCUUGAAGAAAGAGGUUUAGACUAUUCUGAGUCUGAUUUUAUGAAUCAAAAAUCACUUCUAGAAGAAAUAGUCGAAAAAGCUG
This is a messenger RNA of Scutellospora calospora, 682 nucleotides long. The record is from the annotation of a GenBank genome assembly. Lineage: Eukaryota; Fungi; Glomeromycota; Glomeromycetes; Diversisporales; Gigasporaceae.